Molecule: messenger RNA, 1109 nt
Organism: Esox lucius (northern pike)
Lineage: Eukaryota; Metazoa; Chordata; Actinopteri; Esociformes; Esocidae
Product: skin secretory protein xP2
Exons: 5
Coding region: 237-1109 (290 amino acids)
Biological process (GO): protein transport
Cellular component (GO): endoplasmic reticulum membrane
Source: RefSeq, a predicted model, not a curated record
GGACAUGGGACCCGCGCACAAAACUCGCCCGGCGUCUAGCCAGCUAGAAGUGCCACGACUCCAUUGAAAGAAAGAGGAUUCCCAGACGGACUAAGACAGUGAGAACUUGGGGAAAUAGCUGCAUCUUUUACUCCGGAUUGAAAGAAAUUCAACGACAAUAUCCGUGCUUAUUUAACCCUCUUCAGACGCGGUCUAGAUUUGUAUCUGCCGAUAUAAAAAAGGACAGAUAAACCACCAUGGACCUGUACGACCCUCAGACGCUGGGCAUGAUGGUGUUUGGAGGUUUCAUGGUCGUCUCGGCCCUCGGCAUCGUCCUGGUCUCCACGUUUUCCAUGAAGGAGACUUCUUAUGAGGAGGCAAUGGCCAAGCAGCGUAUGGAGCUGGGCAAGAUGGCCCCGUUGUGUCAGCUGACCAAGAAGGACAAAAAGAAGGAGAAGGCAUCGGAGAAGAAGAACCGCGGUAAGAAGAAGGAUGAUAAGCCCAAUGGGAAGCUGCCAGAAUCAGAACCAGAGGUCCAGGUGUCUGACCCUGAACCAGCCCCAGUCACUGCCACAGAACCCAACCUUGUUCCUGCACCUAAAGCAGACCCCAAUCCUGCCCCUGAACCUGCUCCUGUUCCAACCCCUAAACCUGCCCCUAAAUUGUCCCCUAAAUCCUCCCCCAAGCCCGCCUCCGCGCCGGCCCCCAAGCCCGCCUCCGCGCCGGCCCCCAAGCCCGCCUCCGCCCCGGCCCCCAAGCCCGCCUCCGCCCCGGCCCCCAAGCCCGCCUCCGCCCCGGCCCCCAAGCCCGCCUCCGCGCCGGCCCCCAAGCCCGCCUCCGCGCCGGCCCCCAAGCCCGCCUCCGCGCCGGCCCCCAAGCCCGCCUCCGCGCCGGCCCCCAAGCCCGCCUCCGCGCCGGCCCCCAAGCCCGCCUCCGCGCCGGCCCCCAAGCCCGCCUCCGCCCCGGCCCCCAAGCCCGCCUCCGCCCCGGCCCCCAAGCCCGCCUCCGCGCCGGCCCCCAAGCCCGCCUCCGCUGUUGAGGUCCCUCCAGGGCCCAUUCCAAAGAAGAAGAAGGAGAAGAAGCUGGCUAAGGCAGGUCCAGCCCAGCUGUCACCACGGAGACCCCUGUGA